This is a messenger RNA of Morchella sextelata, 2529 nucleotides long. RefSeq lists its product as uncharacterized. Bases 1 to 2529 code for a protein of 842 amino acids. The record is from RefSeq and is a predicted model, not a curated record. Gene Ontology annotation, biological process: glucan catabolic process. NCBI's taxonomy places the organism in Eukaryota, Fungi, Ascomycota, Pezizomycetes, Pezizales, Morchellaceae. Gene Ontology annotation, molecular function: beta-glucosidase activity. The transcript has 4 exons.
AUGACGAUCUCACCUCUUCCUAAGGAUCUGCAAAAAAAGGUCAAUGAUGUCCUUGAUUCAUUAACACUCCUCGAGCAAGUUUCCCUCCUCGCCGGUAAGGACUUCUGGAGAACCGUCGAGAUUCCUGGAAAGGUUCCUAGCAUCAAGGUCACCGAUGGACCCAGUGGCGCAAGAGGACAGUUCUUUUCGGGAGGCACAAAGGCCGCAUUCUUCCCCUCUGGUGUUUCCCUCGCAGCAACCUUCGACCCUGAGCUCAUCACACAUAUUGGAAACGCCCUUGGGCAGGAGACAAAGACCAAGGCAGCCCAGGUGCUUCUCGCCCCAACAGCAUGUAACCACCGCUCGCCACUCGGAGGCCGCAACUUUGAGUCCUUCUCCGAGGACCCAUAUCUCUCUGGAAAGUUAGCAGCAUCUUACAUCAGCGGAGUCCAGGCGGAGGGGGUGGCCGUGACGAUGAAGCAUUUCGUUGCCAACGAGCAGGAGACAAAACGAUUUAGUGUUGACGAGAUCAUUGGCGAGAGGGCACUGAGAGAGAUUUACCUGAAGCCCUUUGAGAUUGCGGUUAGAGAGGCGGGACCAUGGGGAAUUAUGAGCUCUUAUAACCAGGUUAAUGCGCACCACGCCGACCUGCACCCGUUCUCGAUGAAGCAGGUCCUCAGGGCCGAAUGGGGCUGGGACGGCCUCGUCAUAUCCGACUGGGGCGGAACCAACAGUACCACCGAGUCUCUUAUCGCUGGUCUCGAUCUCGAGAUGCCGGGCCCCACCCGCCGCCGUGGCGAGCUCCUCCUCAAGGCAGUCAAGGACACGAACUCAUCACCGGAGAUUCUCGCCGCCAUCAAGACUGGUGCUCGCCAUGUCCUAGAGCUUAUCGCCAGGACAGGCAGAUGGGGAAAGUUCCAAGAGGCCGAAGAGCAGGCAGUCGACAAGCCCGAGCACAGAGAGCUCAUUAGGAAAACCGGUGCCCACGGAAUCGUACUGUUGAAGAACGAGGGCGCCACCCUGCCCAUCAAGAGGGAGCAGAUCAAGUCCGUUGCAUGGAUUGGGCCUAAUGCCAACGAGACCAUUGCUGGAGGUGGAGGAUCUGCGAACUUGAACCCGCACUACCUCACAAACCCGCUUGAGUCCUUCACCGCGGCGGUCGAGGAGAACGAUAUCAAGGUGGCCUAUGAGGUUGGUUGCCAGACUGAGAAAUGGGUCCGCAUCUUCCCCGUCGAGGAGGGACGCGCACGUACCGCACCCUCCGCCACCGAGGGUGCUCCCGGUCUCAAGGUCGACUUCUUUGGCGGGCGUGAAUGCUCAGGCAAGUGUGUUGCGUCAAACGUGAUGAACACCUCAAACAUCUUCCUUAUGGACGGAAAGCCACCGGCUCUCGGUGACCAAGACUACUCGGUCAGGAUCACAACAUAUAUCAGGCCCGAGGUCACCGGUGAGCAUGUUGUUGGCGUCGGCUCCAUCGGCCCCACAAAGAUCUACGUCGACGACGAGCUCUUGAUCGACCACACCCACUGGAUCGAGCUGGGCGAGCUCUUCUUCACCAGCGGCUCAGAGGAGGUCACCCAGAAGAUCCAUCUCGAGGCCGGCAAAUGGUACAAGCUCGUCGCCGAGACCACCUCCAAGGGACCCGAUCAGAAGCUCCCUGAUAUGGGCAACGACAACCUCGACUUCGCCUCUGCCAUCGGCAUCAGGCUCGGUAUCGACACCGUGCGGGACGUGCAGGAAUACAUUGACCGCGCAGCCGCACUCGCAAAGAAGUCUGAUGUCGCGGUGGUCGUUGUUGGCAUGAACAACGAGUGGGAGUCGGAGGGCUACGACAGACACACCAUGGCGCUCCCCGGCAAGCAGAACGAGCUCAUCGAGGCCGUCAUCAAGGCGAACCCCAGCACGAUCGUCGUCAACCAAUCCGGCUGCCCGAUCACCAUGCCCUGGCUCGACCGCGUCCCCGCCGUCCUGCAAGCCUGGUACCAGGGCCAGGAGGCCGGCAACGCCCUCGCGGACGUCCUCCUCGGCAAGGUCAACCCCAGCGGUCGCCUCCCAAUCACUUUCCCGAAGCGCCUCGAGGACAACCCGUCAUUCGGCAACUUUGGCGACGGCGGCGAAAAGAACCAGAUCAACUACACCGAAGGCGUCUAUGUCGGAUACCGCCACUACAACACGCGCGACAUCCCUGUGCUCUUCCCAUUCGGCUUUGGCCUCUCGUACACGUCGUUCGAGGUCGGCGCACCAACGGUCGAUGAGGCAUCGUUCGCCAUCGGGAAGAAGAUCACGGUGGAGGUGCCGGUGAAGAAUACGGGCGCUAUCAAGGGUAUCGAGACAAUCCAGGCCUACCUCGCGCCGAAGAAGUCGGCCGUCGACCGCCCGAAGCGCGAGCUGAAGGGCUUCGCGAAGAUUGAGCUCGAGGCGGGCGAGAGCGGCGUGGCGAAGAUCGAGCUGGACCACUACGCGCCGGGGUUGUUCUGUGAGAAGAAGAAGUGCUGGAGGGCGCUAGAGGGGCGCUAUGUUGUGGAGAGGGAGUAUGAGUGGGUGUUUUAA